Messenger RNA from Meloidogyne enterolobii, 606 nucleotides. NCBI's taxonomy places the organism in Eukaryota, Metazoa, Nematoda, Chromadorea, Rhabditida, Meloidogynidae. The record is from the annotation of a GenBank genome assembly.
AUGUUUGUUAUUUGUUCUGGUUUUUAUUCUGAGUUUCUUCUAUACAAAUCUUUACACAAACUUUGUUUUCAAUUAUUGCUAGUUGUUGAAAAAUUUAUUGAAAUGUGUUUGUCUGUUCAGAAUUUUAAUAAUUCUCAGGAGUCAGAUUUAACUCCAGCAGUAGCUUCUCUCCAAAAAGAAUUACUUUCACAUUUAUCAACAUCCUCGUCUUUAGAUUCUUUUAAAACAUCCAAUUUAAGUUUAGAAGGAGGAGGGGGGAAUACUUGUUGUAGUAAUUCUUCUUCAAUUAUAUCAAAACAACAAAAUUUUGAUUUAAAUCAAUCUAGAGAUGUUUUAAUGUUACACACAACAAAUAAACAAUUUAGAAAUGCUUUUGGGAAGUUGACACAAUUGAGAUCCCAAUACUGUAAUACAUUUAAUGGGCAAUUUGGUUGUUGUGAACAAAUAGAUGUUGAUGUACUUUUACUUAAUUUUUGUAGAAGUCAUUGUUCUUUACGUGUUUGGGCAAUGAUUGGGUCUUUUGAACAGCUACGUUCUUGGUGCUCACAAUUAAAAGAGUCAAAUGUGCAAAUUGGUAUACUUUUAAGAAAUAUUUCUGACAAAUAA